UUUGAGGAGGUGUCUGUCUGUUUCACCCCAGCAGAAUGGGACCUGCUGGAUCCGGGCCAGAAAACUCUCUACAGAGAAGUCAUGCAGGAUAACUAUCUGAGCGUAAUCUCUCUGGCAGGGGAUGAUCAGAGAAAUGAGGAGGGCGAGGAAUUUGAGCAGCAGCUGCCAGAUCGAGUUCAAGAUUUGAUAGAAAACAGUAGAAAUCGAGGCAGACCUAACAGAAAGAAAAGCAGCAGUAUGGAUGAGAAGAGAGAAGGAAAAAGGUUUAAUAGAACCCAAACAAGGGAGAAACCUUUUGAAUGUUUGGACUGUGGAAAGAGAUUCAGUCGGAGUAGCCAUCUUCAACAGCAUCAGAGAACUCACACAGGGGAGAAACCUUUUGAAUGCUCAGAGUGUGGGAAGAGAUUCAGUAACAGUGGCCAUCUUCAAGAGCAUCAGAGAACUCACACAGGGGAGAAACCUUUUGAAUGCUCAGAGUGUGGAAAGAGAUUCAGUCGGAGUAGCCAUCUUCAACGGCAUCAGAGAACUCACACAGGGGAGAAACCUUUUGAAUGCUCAGAGUGUGGGAAGAGAUUCAGUCACAGUGGUGAUCUUCAAAAGCAUCAGAGAAUCCACACAGGGGAGAAACCUUUUGAAUGCUCAGAGUGUGGGAAGAGAUUCACGGACAGUAGUACUCUAAAACUGCAUCAGAGAACCCAUACAGGGGAGAAACCUUUUGAAUGCUCAGAGUGUGGAAAGAGAUUCAGUCACAGUAGUGAUCUUAAAAAGCAUCAGAGAACCCACACAGGGGAGAAACCUUUUGAAUGCUCAGGGUGUGGGAAGAGAUUCAGUCAGAGUAGCUGUCUUCAACAGCAUCGGAGAACUCACACAGGGGAGAAACCUUUUGAAUGCUCAGAGUGUGGAAAGAGAUUCAGUCACAGUGGCGAUCUUCAAAAGCAUCAGAGAACCUACACAGGGGAGAAUCCUUUUGAAUGCUCAGAGUGUGGAAAGAGAUUCAGUCAGAGUGGCUGUCUUCAACAACAUCGGAGAACUCACACAGGGGAGAAACCUUUUGAAUGCUCAGAGUGUGGAAAGAGAUUCGGUCGCAGUAGUACUCUAAAUCUGCAUCAGAGAACCCACACAGGGGAGAAACCUUUUGAAUGCUCAGAGUGUGGGAAAAGAUUCAGUCGCAGUAGCUAUCUUCAACAGCAUCACAGAACUCACACAGGGGAGAAACCUUUUAAAUGCUUAGAGUGUGGAAAGAGAUUCACUCACAGUAGUGCUCUAAGACUGCAUCAGAGAACCCACACAGGGGAGAACCCUUUUGAAUGCUCAGAGUGUGGAAAGAGAUUGAGUCAGCGUAGCGUUCUUCAACUGCAUCAGAGAACGCACACAGGGGAGAAACCUUUUGAAUGCUCAGAGUGUGGAAAGAGAUUCAGUCGGCGUAGCCUUCUUCAACUGCAUCAGAGAACGCAUACAGGGGAGAAACCUUUUGAAUGCUCAGAGUGUGGAAAGAGAUUUAGUCGGCGUAGCCUUCUUCAACUGCAUCAGAGAACGCAUACAGGGGAGAAACCUUUUGAAUGCUCAGAGUGUGGAAAGAGAUUCACUCACAGUAGUGCUCUAAGACUGCAUCAGAGAACCCACACAGGGGAGAAACCUUUUGAAUGCUCAGAGUGUGGGAAGAGAUUCAGUUGCAGUAGUACUCUAAAACUGCAUCAGAGAACCCACACAGGGGAGAAACCUUUUGAAUGCUCAGAGUGUGGAAAGAGAUUCAGUCACAGUGGUAAUCUUCAAAAGCAUCAGAGAACCCACACAGGGGAGAAACCUUUUGAAUGCUCAGAGUGUGGGAAGAGAUUCAGUUGCAGUAGUACUCUAAAACUGCAUCAGAGAACCCACACAGGGGAGAAACCUUUUGAAUGCUCAGAGUGUGGAAAAAAAAUUAGUGACAGAGGCACUCUAAAACAACAUCAGAGAACGCACACAGGGGAGAAACCUUUUGAACGUUCAAACCAUGGGAAAAGAUUCAGUCAGAGUGACCAUCUUCAACUGCAUCAGAGAACCCACACAGGGGAGAAACCUUUUGAAUGCUCAGAGUGUGGAAAGAGAUUCAGUCACAGUGGUAAUCUUCAAAAGCAUCAGAGAACCCACACAGGGGAGAAACCUUUUGAAUGCUCAGAGUGUGGGAAGAGAUUCAGUUACAGUAGUACUCUAAAACUGCAUCAGAGAACCCACACAGGGGAGAAACCUUUUGAAUGCUCAGAGUGUGGGAAAAGAUUCAGUCAGAGUUACCAUCUUCAACUGCAUCAGAGAACCCACACAGGGGAGAAACCUUUUGAAUGCUCAGAGUGUGGAAAGAGAUUCAGUCGGAGCGGCCAUCUUCAACGGCAUCAGAGAACUCACACAGGGGAGAAACCUUUUGAAUGCUCAGAGUGUGGGAAAAGAUUCAGUCAGAGUUACCAUCUUCAACUGCAUCAGAGAACCCACACGGGAGAAACCUUUUGAAUGCUCAGAGUGUGGAAAGAGAUUCAGUCACAGUGGUGAUCUUCAAAAGCAUCAGAGAACCCAUACAGGGGAGAAACCUUUUGAAUGCUCAGAGUGUGGAAAGAGAUUCAGUCGG
Messenger RNA from Heteronotia binoei (common prickly gecko), 2596 nucleotides. Its product is annotated as oocyte zinc finger protein XlCOF6-like. Gene Ontology annotation, biological process: regulation of transcription by RNA polymerase II. The record is from RefSeq and is a predicted model, not a curated record. The transcript is spliced from 3 exons. Gene Ontology annotation, molecular function: RNA polymerase II cis-regulatory region sequence-specific DNA binding; DNA-binding transcription factor activity, RNA polymerase II-specific. Lineage: Eukaryota; Metazoa; Chordata; Lepidosauria; Squamata; Gekkonidae. The annotation marks the transcript as partial.